GUUCUGGGACUACACCUGAACGCGAGUCACGAAUAUUGGGUGGACAUCAACCGGCUGGGCCAAAAGGAAUAUGUGUCGAUAGCAACCGGAUUAAGACCCAAUUAUAUCAAUUUCCUCGUUAAGCAUGCGAAUGAAGUGAACGAGUCAAAUAAUACAAAUGAACAUUUAAAUUGCGUGACCUUGGUUAAGGGUUACGAAGAUAGUUUUGUAAUGAAGGAGGCGAAUGGCAUGGAAAAAUCUAAAUUCGUUUGCCAGCUAUCUGCACCGCGAACUAUUUCCAUUGUGAUCUGGUAACAUUUGUUUAUCAUAUAUAUGUAUAUGUUUUAUAUACUGUAUACUCUAUAUAUAUUUCAUAAAAGAUUUA
Drosophila mojavensis is the source of this 364-nucleotide messenger RNA. Its product is annotated as C-type lectin 37Db-like. The record is from RefSeq and is a predicted model, not a curated record. The transcript has a single exon. Lineage: Eukaryota; Metazoa; Arthropoda; Insecta; Diptera; Drosophilidae. The annotation marks the transcript as partial.